Cydia strobilella is the source of this 363-nucleotide messenger RNA. Its product is annotated as ejaculatory bulb-specific protein 3-like. The transcript has 2 exons. Bases 4 to 360 code for a protein of 118 amino acids. Lineage: Eukaryota; Metazoa; Arthropoda; Insecta; Lepidoptera; Tortricidae. The record is from RefSeq and is a predicted model, not a curated record.
AGAAUGAAACUCUUCAUCGCUCUUGCUACCCUGGUGGUGCUGGCCGCGGGCCAGAACACCUACACGUCGGAGAACGACGACGUCGCCGAAGCGCUGAUCAGCAACCCGGAGACGCUGAAGGUCUUGUUCAACUGCCUCUUGGACAAGGGCCCGUGUGACAAGACCCAGACCUUCAUUAAGACUUUCAUGCCCGAAGCUAUACAGCAAGCGUGUGCUAAAUGCUCGGCUGAUCAGAAGGUGAUCCUGAAAAAAUUCCUCGCUGGUCUAAAGGACCACUACCCUGCCGAUUACGAAGUCUACAAGCAGAAGUUCGACCCAGAAAACAAGUAUUUUGUACCGUUGUAUAAGGUUAUUGCAUAAAUG